AUGGCGGCUUCUGAUUAUUGUUUAAAUAUGAAUAAUCGAAUGUCUUUUACUGAAUACUUGGAUGAGCAUUAUAUUCCGGAUCCUUAUGAAUUUUACCAUCCUCAACACACGGCAUCUUGUUCUUCUCCAGAAAGUGACAGUUACAGCAUGUUUAUGGAAGAACCAAAGAUAAAAGUUGAAUUUCCUGAAUCUCUUGAUCCAUCAUCAUGUUCUCUUUAUAGCGUGUCAAGAAAUAUACAUCAAGAUAACUGUGCUGAUCUUACAGUCUGUAAUCCAUCUAGCAUUACCACACCACUUACACCUCUCGAUUCACCUCAUGAUCAAUCACCGAUCAUGUCACCGACAGGUCUUUCAAUGUCUCAUCAUCAUAUUAUAAAUGAACAAAGGGAUAUUAUUCCUGAAGUAAUGUUAGCAAAUAGUAAUAAUAGUCGUGGUGGACGUCGUGGUAGAAUUCCAUCUUCAUCAGUUUCAUCAGUUCACGAAAUGUUUCAAGAUCCACAAGAUUUUCAUCGUUCAAUUAUGGGCUCUUUACCCUCACCACCACCAGCACAACCACCAACAACAACAAAAUCUACUGGCAAAUCAAGAGGACGACGUAUGACGAAUAAACCUGCAAAACCUGGAACAAAAUCUUUUGAAUGUCAUUAUGCAGGGUGUGGACGAAUUUUUAAGAGGUCGGAGCAUCUUAAACGUCAUAUUCGUUCGAUACAUACUCUCGAACGACAUAAUCUUAGUCAACACAUUCGUGUUCAUAGACCAAAUGGUAAAGAAAAGAACGCGCCCGCGAGAGCUUUUAGUAAUUUCACACCUUAUUUGCAGACAUAUCAGGCUAGUAAUGUUCAUACGGCGUUACCACAGAACUGA
Molecule: messenger RNA, 864 nt
Organism: Dentiscutata heterogama
Lineage: Eukaryota; Fungi; Glomeromycota; Glomeromycetes; Diversisporales; Gigasporaceae
Source: the annotation of a GenBank genome assembly